Messenger RNA from Oryzias melastigma (Indian medaka), 870 nucleotides. RefSeq names its product dynactin subunit 1. NCBI's taxonomy places the organism in Eukaryota, Metazoa, Chordata, Actinopteri, Beloniformes, Adrianichthyidae. The record is from RefSeq and is a predicted model, not a curated record.
UCAGAACGAAGAGUUGAGGGUAGAACUGUCGAAGCUGAAGGCUGAGAGGAGAACGGCUCAGAACUCUUUGUUCAAGCUGAAGAAUGAAAUACAGCAGCUUGAAAAAAGUCGUGAUGAUUGCAACGUCAUGCAGCAUAAAGUUGAGCUGGAAAGAGAGAAUCUCACAAAAGAAGGCAAAAACCUGAACACUUUGCAGAAACACUAUAGAAACGUGACUAUAGAAAUUGAGGCUUUAAAACAUAAGAUAAAGUUAUCUGGGGAUGAACAUCAGGCUCUGUUAGAAGAAUACCAAUCUUUAAAAAGGGAUUUAGAACAGAAGACCAAGGCGGAAGUGGAGUUGGAUGGUUUGAGGAGAGAAAGUUCAUCUCUCAACAACGUCAUAGACACACUAAAGCAAAAGAUUCAAAGACAAAAGGCUGAGCUUCAACACCUCCCUGGCCAUGUGAACAGCAUGCUUUCUGGAGGAACAGCCAGCUCUUAUGAUCCUCAGACUCUGUCCAGGAUAGUCAAUGACGAACGCAUUGCUGUCAAGAAUUUAAAACAGGAAGCCAGAGACCUGGAAACCCAACUGCGUGAAGUAGAAGAAUCUUCUACAAGCCAAAGAAGUUUAAGGAUCGACCUGCAAGGAGUGUUGGCUGAGAGAAAAUUGGUGGAAGAAUAUAAUUCCAAGCUGAAAAUGGGCAUCCAAAAACUUCAGAAUGAACUCAAAGACAAAUCAAAAAUAGAAGAUGAACUUGUGGCACAGCGCAAGGUUCUUGUGACUCUAAAAGAAGAAGAAGAGGAGAUGGAAAAAGAAAGUCAGAGCAUCAAGGCUGAAAUCUUGGAUCUUCAACUCAACAAAAGCAAACUGGCUGAUGAAAAACAGGCCCU